This is a messenger RNA of Homo sapiens (human), 5689 nucleotides long. It is a transcript of the gene TRPM5, whose product is annotated as transient receptor potential cation channel subfamily M member 5. NCBI's taxonomy places the organism in Eukaryota, Metazoa, Chordata, Mammalia, Primates, Hominidae. The record is from RefSeq and is marked validated. The transcript is spliced from 29 exons. Bases 1770 to 5267 code for a protein of 1165 amino acids. Gene Ontology annotation, cellular component: plasma membrane; membrane; neuronal cell body. Gene Ontology annotation, molecular function: sodium channel activity; potassium channel activity; calcium-activated cation channel activity. Gene Ontology annotation, biological process: calcium ion transmembrane transport; transmembrane transport; monoatomic ion transport.
ACCCACCUGCUUGGCCCCCACUUCUGAUGCCCGCCUGCUCUGCCUGGCCCGGAGGAGGACCCCAGCUGCGCCAGGGAGGAAGGGGCCGGCUGUGGUGGCUCAUGCCUGUAAUCCAGUGCUGUGGGAGGCCGAGGUGGGAGGAUUGCUCAAGUCCAAGUGUUUGAGGCCAGUCUGGGCAGCAUAGUGAGACCACAUCUCUACAAAAAUCUGCUGUCUGAUCGCCAAGCACCCUCUGCGGGGAGCAGGGUAGGGGGACGUCUUCCUGCAGCUGUGGAAGCUCCAGGACAGGACAGCAGGGGAGAGGGCGUGGGCCUUGCCUCAUGGCGGCAUUGCUAUGGGCAGGUCAUUUGGCCUCGCUGGCCCCUACGGCCUCUACCUCUGUUCACAUCUUGUGAUGGGGUCAAGGUUGCCCUCCCAGAGUAGAAGGACAGGCAAAAGGUGAUGCUGCAAGGAUGGUGCCGAGACAGCAGUGGCACGCUGCAGGCGCUGCCCGGGCCAGGGAACUUAAUGGAGUGGGGACGGACGUGCGGCUCCACUGGUUCCCGGACUCCUGGUCUCCACUGCUGGGCACUCAGGAUCUGCCCGGAGGCCUUGGACACAGGCACCACUGGCAGAGCUUGCCCAUGGCCCUGCUGCCCCACUGCAUGGCUUCGGGCUGCCCCCCGAGGGGUCAGACCUGACGCCCCCACCAUCAGCUUUCCUGUCUGAGGGGCUCCGGGCUGCUUCCCUCCCACCUGGGGCUAGACUGUGUGUGGUUCAGAGGGAGAUGCUGGGUUGGGGGCGCCCACCACACUGGCAUGGGGACCCUGGGCCAGCGGGCCCUACUCUGGGUGGUGGUUUCUCCCCUCUAAGACAAAGAAGAAGUGGGUUGCAAAUCUUUCUGUAAAUAAAAUGCCACAUGGCACCCAAGGAUGUGCCUGGGGGGAGGCUGCCUGUGGUGCAGGUGGGGAGCCAGCCUGCAGCUCCUUCUCUCUCAGCAGAGGCCCGAGGACCCCGGUCAGGGACGGCUCACGCUCUCCUGGACACUGGGGUCAGCUUCUGAGCCUGUGGGCCCAGCCUCGCAUGGCAGGGCUUGGCAGGAGAGAGCUGAGCCUCUGCAGUCAGCCAUUGGGGUUGCUGGAGAUCCAAAGGGGAUCUGCUGUCCCAGGGAUAGAGGCCCCGUGGGGGCAGGGGCUGGGCCCUGUUGGAGUCCUGCUCUACUGGCGUGGCCUCUCCUCCAAAGGAAGUUCCAACGUAAAGCCUGCCCGGGGCCAACUGUAGCAAAGAAGACAGAGGCCGCUGGAGGAAACCCGCUGUAGAGGGCAGGCAGAGGCUGCUCUGUCGGCAGCUGGGAUGUCCCUCAUGACAGCACGCAUGGACGCAGGGUGGAUUUCAGCUGCAUCGGUCCCGGGCCACCCCGCCAGACAUCGCCAAAGGAGGCAACGACAGCAAUCUAAGUGGCCUAGAAGCCACGUCCACACAGGGUCUCCUCUCCCAGUCAAAUCGGACAUGCCCCCAGGGCCUUGGUGCCAAUCACACCUGAGGACGGCCAGCCCUUGGUGUCUGGGUGGCUUUGGAGACAGCAGGCCUGUGGGCUCGGCCGUGUGGAGCAGGUGCACCCAGGGUCUCCACAUCCCUGUCCUGGGAGCGGGUGGGCUGUGUGGCCAGGGGACUGCAAGGCCUCUGCUGAGUCUUUCGGAGUUUCCAGGUCAUCCCCACAAAAGGCCUCUGGAGAAAUGUCUGCAGGUGUGGCCAACCUGAGGUGCCCUGAGUGGGCUCUAGAGGCCACCAUGCAGGAUGUCCAAGGCCCCCGUCCCGGAAGCCCCGGGGAUGCUGAAGACCGGCGGGAGCUGGGCUUGCACAGGGGCGAGGUCAACUUUGGAGGGUCUGGGAAGAAGCGAGGCAAGUUUGUACGGGUGCCGAGCGGAGUGGCCCCGUCUGUGCUCUUUGACCUGCUGCUUGCUGAGUGGCACCUGCCGGCCCCCAACCUGGUGGUGUCCCUGGUGGGUGAGGAGCAGCCUUUCGCCAUGAAGUCCUGGCUGCGGGAUGUGCUGCGCAAGGGGCUGGUGAAGGCGGCUCAGAGCACAGGAGCCUGGAUCCUGACCAGUGCCCUCCGCGUGGGCCUGGCCAGGCAUGUCGGGCAGGCCGUGCGCGACCACUCGCUGGCCAGCACGUCCACCAAGGUCCGUGUGGUUGCUGUCGGCAUGGCCUCGCUGGGCCGCGUCCUGCACCGCCGCAUUCUGGAGGAGGCCCAGGAGGAUUUUCCUGUCCACUACCCUGAGGAUGACGGCGGCAGCCAGGGCCCCCUCUGUUCACUGGACAGCAACCUCUCCCACUUCAUCCUGGUGGAGCCAGGCCCCCCGGGGAAGGGCGAUGGGCUGACGGAGCUGCGGCUGAGGCUGGAGAAGCACAUCUCGGAGCAGAGGGCGGGCUACGGGGGCACUGGCAGCAUCGAGAUCCCUGUCCUCUGCUUGCUGGUCAAUGGUGAUCCCAACACCUUGGAGAGGAUCUCCAGGGCCGUGGAGCAGGCUGCCCCGUGGCUGAUCCUGGUAGGCUCGGGGGGCAUCGCCGAUGUGCUUGCUGCCCUAGUGAACCAGCCCCACCUCCUGGUGCCCAAGGUGGCCGAGAAGCAGUUUAAGGAGAAGUUCCCCAGCAAGCAUUUCUCUUGGGAGGACAUCGUGCGCUGGACCAAGCUGCUGCAGAACAUCACCUCACACCAGCACCUGCUCACCGUGUAUGACUUCGAGCAGGAGGGCUCCGAGGAGCUGGACACGGUCAUCCUGAAGGCGCUGGUGAAAGCCUGCAAGAGCCACAGCCAGGAGCCUCAGGACUAUCUGGAUGAGCUCAAGCUGGCCGUGGCCUGGGACCGCGUGGACAUCGCCAAGAGUGAGAUCUUCAAUGGGGACGUGGAGUGGAAGUCCUGUGACCUGGAGGAGGUGAUGGUGGACGCCCUGGUCAGCAACAAGCCCGAGUUUGUGCGCCUCUUUGUGGACAACGGCGCAGACGUGGCCGACUUCCUGACGUAUGGGCGGCUGCAGGAGCUCUACCGCUCCGUGUCACGCAAGAGCCUGCUCUUCGACCUGCUGCAGCGGAAGCAGGAGGAGGCCCGGCUGACGCUGGCCGGCCUGGGCACCCAGCAGGCCCGGGAGCCACCCGCGGGGCCACCGGCCUUCUCCCUGCACGAGGUCUCCCGCGUACUCAAGGACUUCCUGCAGGACGCCUGCCGAGGCUUCUACCAGGACGGCCGGCCAGGGGACCGCAGGAGGGCGGAGAAGGGCCCGGCCAAGCGGCCCACGGGCCAGAAGUGGCUGCUGGACCUGAACCAGAAGAGCGAGAACCCCUGGCGGGACCUGUUCCUGUGGGCCGUGCUGCAGAACCGCCACGAGAUGGCCACCUACUUCUGGGCCAUGGGCCAGGAAGGUGUGGCAGCCGCACUGGCCGCCUGCAAAAUCCUCAAAGAGAUGUCGCACCUGGAGACGGAGGCCGAGGCGGCCCGAGCCACGCGCGAGGCGAAAUACGAGCGGCUGGCCCUUGACCUCUUCUCCGAGUGCUACAGCAACAGUGAGGCCCGCGCCUUCGCCCUGCUGGUGCGCCGGAACCGCUGCUGGAGCAAGACCACCUGCCUGCACCUGGCCACCGAGGCUGACGCCAAGGCCUUCUUUGCCCACGACGGCGUUCAGGCCUUCCUGACCAGGAUCUGGUGGGGGGACAUGGCCGCAGGCACGCCCAUCCUGCGGCUGCUAGGAGCCUUCCUCUGCCCCGCCCUCGUCUAUACCAACCUCAUCACCUUCAGUGAGGAAGCUCCCCUGAGGACAGGCCUGGAGGACCUGCAGGACCUGGACAGCCUGGACACGGAGAAGAGCCCGCUGUAUGGCCUGCAGAGCCGGGUGGAGGAGCUGGUGGAGGCGCCGAGGGCUCAGGGUGACCGAGGCCCACGUGCUGUCUUCCUGCUCACACGCUGGCGGAAAUUCUGGGGCGCUCCCGUGACUGUGUUCCUGGGGAACGUGGUCAUGUACUUCGCCUUCCUCUUCCUGUUCACCUACGUCCUGCUGGUGGACUUCAGGCCGCCCCCCCAGGGCCCCUCAGGGCCCGAGGUCACCCUCUACUUCUGGGUCUUUACGCUGGUGCUGGAGGAAAUCCGGCAGGGCUUCUUCACAGACGAGGACACACACCUGGUGAAGAAGUUCACACUGUAUGUGGGGGACAACUGGAACAAGUGUGACAUGGUGGCCAUCUUCCUGUUCAUCGUGGGUGUCACCUGCAGGAUGCUGCCGUCGGCGUUUGAGGCUGGCCGCACAGUCCUCGCCAUGGACUUCAUGGUGUUCACGCUGCGGCUGAUCCAUAUCUUUGCCAUACACAAGCAGCUGGGCCCCAAGAUCAUCGUGGUAGAGCGCAUGAUGAAGGACGUCUUCUUCUUCCUCUUCUUUCUGAGCGUGUGGCUCGUGGCCUACGGUGUCACCACCCAGGCGCUGCUGCACCCCCAUGACGGCCGCCUGGAGUGGAUCUUCCGCCGGGUGCUCUACCGGCCCUACCUGCAGAUCUUCGGCCAGAUCCCACUGGACGAGAUUGAUGAAGCCCGUGUGAACUGCUCCACCCACCCACUGCUGCUGGAGGACUCACCAUCCUGCCCCAGCCUCUAUGCCAACUGGCUGGUCAUCCUCCUGCUGGUCACCUUCCUGUUGGUCACCAAUGUGCUGCUCAUGAACCUGCUCAUCGCCAUGUUCAGCUACACGUUCCAGGUGGUGCAGGGCAACGCAGACAUGUUCUGGAAGUUCCAGCGCUACAACCUGAUUGUGGAGUACCACGAGCGCCCCGCCCUGGCCCCGCCCUUCAUCCUGCUCAGCCACCUGAGCCUGACGCUCCGCCGGGUCUUCAAGAAGGAGGCUGAGCACAAGCGGGAGCACCUGGAGAGAGACCUGCCAGACCCCCUGGACCAGAAGGUCGUCACCUGGGAGACAGUCCAGAAGGAGAACUUCCUGAGCAAGAUGGAGAAGCGGAGGAGGGACAGCGAGGGGGAGGUGCUGCGGAAAACCGCCCACAGAGUGGACUUCAUUGCCAAGUACCUCGGGGGUCUGAGAGAGCAAGAAAAGCGCAUCAAGUGUCUGGAGUCACAGAUCAACUACUGCUCGGUGCUCGUGUCCUCCGUGGCUGACGUGCUGGCCCAGGGUGGCGGCCCCCGGAGCUCUCAGCACUGUGGCGAGGGAAGCCAGCUGGUGGCUGCUGACCACAGAGGUGGUUUAGAUGGCUGGGAACAACCCGGGGCUGGCCAGCCUCCCUCGGACACCUGAGCUGCUUGGCCUGCCACGUGUGGGGCCACCUCUCCUCAGCUGGCCACCCUGCACGUUGUGCACUGACCUUUGCCGACCUCCAGCGGAACCCCCCAGGGGGCACCAGCCCCCCAGCAGACAAUGGCCCUCCUGGUGCCUCACCACAGACCCUCACCCAAAGGAACCGCUCCUUGUCCCUCCUGGCCUCCCCGGAGGCACAGCAGUGUCAUGGGGCUGUCUCCCCUGACAGGCACAACUCCCCGGGCAGAAAACGUGCCCCACCGCAUCCCUACCUGGAAACUGACCAGCCUGCACUGUGGAAAAGCUGGCCCUGUGGCGUGACGGGGGAGCACCCCCAUCCAGACUGCGAAGCUGCUCUGGGGUCUGCACCCACCCCUGCCCUGACUUGUGUUGCCUGACAAGAGACUCAUCUUUUUUUGAAA